GGCCUGCGCUCGCGGCGCCCGUGGGUUGGGCGGUGGGGAUGGAGUGCGCGCCCGCACUUCCGCCCUCCGCAGACUGCUGAGCCGAGGCAUGGCGGUGGGUUGGCGGCGGGCGCGAAGCCGAGCGGGAAAUGUCCAUUUGGGGCCAGAGUCUGGGUAUAUAUGAAUGUAAAUCUUCACCCAGUGUCAGAUAAGCCCAGGGAUCUGACUACAAGGACAACUUCUCUGUAGGCUAUUACCGCAGGCACAGAAUGAGCACCUGUUGCUGGUGUACACCGGGUGGUGCUUCCACCGUAGGCUUCCUGACACGCUAUGCAUCCAGGACCCGCUCCAGUGAAUUUCAAACAGCCGAUGAAGACCUCUGCUACUGCUUGGAGUGUGUGGCUGAAUACCACAAAGCAAGGGAGGAGUUGCCCUCCUUACAUGAGACUUUAUGGGAACUAGAAACCGUACGUCUCAUAAAUCACUUUGAAAAAUCCAUGAAGGCCGAAAUUGAAGAUGAUGACGAGUUAUAUAUAGUGGACAACAAUGGAGAGGCACAGCUGUUUGACUUCACUGGCCAAGACUUUGAAAAUAAGCUUCGAGUUCCACUUCUGGAAAUACUGAAAUAUCCUUAUCUGCUUUUGCAUGAGCGUGUUAAUGAAUUAUGUGUUGAAGCACUUUGCCGGAUGGAACAAGCUAAUUGCUCCUUUCAGGUUUUUGACAAACAUCCAGGGAUCUAUUUAUUCCUGGUCCACCCCAAUGAAAUGGUGCGGCGUUGGGCUAUCCUGACGGCAAGAAACCUGGGGAAAGUGGACAGAGAUGAUUAUUAUGACUUGCAGGAGGUUUUGACUUGCCUGUUUAAAGUCAUCGAGUUGGGGCUUUUAGAACGUCCUGAGAUUUAUACCACUUCUGUCCUUGAGAAGGGCAAACUGAUUCUUCUGCCCUCGCACAUGUAUGAUACUACCAACUACAAAAGCUAUUGGUUAGGUGAGUAUUGUUCCUGUGCAAAUGUAAUUAGUAUUUUGUAAUAGUUCUUAGGAUUUUCCUGCAAAAGAAGUGAUUUCGUUUGGUAAUCUGAUCAGAAUUGCUAAAUAAAGGAUUGCAUAGUUCCCAGUUCUUGUUCUGUCAUUAAAUUGACAACUGUUACAUCUUGUUAUUAAGCUUUCUUUGUCCUAGAAAUCAGUUGUAUAAGAGGUAUAUUUUCAUGUGUGGUAAAUAAAUCUUCUGUGUAAGGCAGUGUUAACUAUAACAAAAUAUUAGCAUAGUAGCUGACCUUAAUAGGCUUUGAUCUACUUUAUUUUUUUUUUAAACUGUUUUUGCUUUUUAGGGCCACUCCUGCGGCUUAUGGAGGUUCCCAGGCUAAGGGUCAAAUCUGAGCUGCAGCUGCCGACCUACACCACAGCCACAGCAAUGCCAGAUCUAAGCCAUGUCUGCAACCUACACCACAGUUCAUGGCAAUGCUAGAUCCUUAACCCACUGAGCAAGGUCAGGUAUCGAACCUGCAUCCUCACGGAUCUAGUUAGGUUCGUGACCUGCUGAGCCAUGACAGGAAACUCUGUCUUUGAUCUACUUUAAAAAGAGGUUUAAGGAGUUCCCUGGUGGCUCAGUGGGUUAAGGAUCCAGCGUUGCCACUGCUGUGGCAUGGGUUCAAUCCCUGGCCCAGCAAUUCCCACGUGCUGUGAGGGUGACCAAAAAAAAUGGUUUAACACCUCUUUUCCCACCUGUAAAAUAUUUCCUGGCAGAAAGGAUUUCAACAGGUUCUGUACUGACUUAAAAUAGUUCUGUCCUACUUCAUUGAUUCUAGGUCUUAUAGUCAUGUGUUAUAUUUGGCAGUGAUUUGUACCUGAAAUAUGGUGAUCUUGAAAUUUAAGGGUCUUAGGUUCUGUGAGAUACAGUGUGUGGUAGUCAUCUUGAAGGUUGUUUUCUAACCCAGUUCAUGCCACCUUCCGUGUUUCUUCAGCCUGAAGCUCUCUCCUGUGGAGCAGGUGUGUAUGACUAUCUCAGACCCACUGGGUGAGGAACUGGAUACUAUGGUGCUUUGUCUUAUUACUGCCUUUUAAGUUAUUCUUUUGCCAACCAAACUGGAAAAGGCUUUCAAACAGUGUUAUUUAAUCAAUGCAAGAAAAUUGUACAUGAUCUUACAGGGAUUUGCAUGUUGCUGACCAUUCUUGAGGAGCAAGCCAUGGAUUCACUGUUGUUGGGCCCAGACAAACAAAAUGACUUUAUGCAAUCAAUACUUCACACCAUGGAGAGACAAUCAGAUGAUGAUAGUGUGGAUCCUUUCUGGCCAGCAUUACACUGUUUCAUGGUGAUUCUGGAUCGUCUUGGAUCUAAGGUCUGGGGUCAACUUAUUGAUCCUAUUGAGGCAUUUCAAACCAUUAUCAACAAUGGGAGCUACAACAGAGAGAUCCAAAACAUACGGAACAGCUCUGUGAGGAUGAAGUUAGAACCGGAGUCUUACUUGGAUGAUAUGGUGACUUGCAGCCAGAUUGUGUACAAUUUUAAUCCUGAAAAGACCAAAAAGGAUUCAGGGUGGAGAUCAGCCAUUUGCCCAGACUAUUGUCCUAACAUGUAUGAGGAAAUGGAAACAUUAGCUAACGUGCUGCAGUCGGAUAUUGGUCAAGACAUGCGAGUUCACAACAGCACCUUCCUGUGGUUCAUUCCUUUCGUUCAGUCCCUCAUGGAUCUUAAGGACCUGGGUGUGGCCUACAUCGUGGAGGUUAUUCACCACCUGCACUCGGAAGUCAAAGACGUCCUCAACCAGACGGACGGGGUGUGUGACAAGGUCACCGAGUUCUUCCUUCUCAUUUUGGUGUCGGUGAUUGAACUGCAUCGAAAUAAAAAAUGUUUGCAUUUGCUGUGGGUUAGUUCGCAGCAGUGGGUGGAAGCCGUUGUAAAGUGCGCCAAGCUUCCCACCACCGCGUUUGCACGGAGUUCUGAGAAGUCGUCUGGGAACUGCUCCAAAGGAACAGCAAUGAUAUCAUCUCUGUCAUUGCACUCAGUGCCAUCUAACUCUGUGCAGCUUGCUUGUGUGCAGCUGAUUAGAAGUCUCCUAAAAGAAGGUUAUCAGCUGGGGCAGCAGACUCUUUGUAAGCAAUUCUGGGAUAAGCUCAACUUAUUCCUACGAGGAAAUUUAUCUUUAGGUUGGCAGUUGACUAGUCAGGAAACCCAUGAGUUACAAACUUGUUUAAAGCAAAUUAUUAGAAACAUAAAAGUCAAAGUACCUCAAUGCAGCACUUUUGUGGAUGUGACUCCUGCAUGUAAAACUCCUCCUGCAUCUUGUAAUAAAGAAGAGCAUGAACACAAAGGGAAGAAGUCUGUGAAAGACAGGCACUGUCUGGAAAGUUCCAGCCCAGCAUUUUCUAAAGACCCAAUGAAAGCUGAUGCAUGUCAAGGCCAAGAGGGUAUUUUGAGCAAAGCAAGUAACGCUGUAGAAGAGGGUAAUGAGCAAAACUGUAUGAAAGGUUUGAAACCAGAAGAUCGUCUUUCACCUGAGUCGUGCUUAAAGCAGAGUAGUAAAAACUAUUUUCCUGAAAGAACGCAAGAGCAAGUUAAAAAGAGUACAAGGAAGCAUAAGUCUGUAAAAGAGAAUUCCUCGCAUACACCACAGAAUUGUACUUCGAGAAGUGGUCCGGAAAGUGUGUUUGACAGAGGACCAGCACCAUCAACACGCUUGUCGACUGAUUCUCUGGAAAAGGUGUCCACAUCAAAUGAGGGUUUCUCUCUAAGGGAUGAUGCUCUUGGCAGAAGCUCCAAAGGAAAAAGUAAGGCACAGAAAAAUGAGGUGUGCGCCAAGUUGUCACAUGUAAUGAAAAAGCAACACAAGAAUAGUGGCCCUGUCAGUACUGCUGUCACUGUAGACGACAGCCUGAGCGUGCCUAGCCUUGAGCGCGUCCAUUCAAAGAAAGAUGCGGGAGGGCAGAAAGGAGAUGGCUUCAUACACAGUCUCUCUAAUGGUAUUCUGGAUGAUAAACACGGAGAACAGAAGUCUCAAGACAACAGUUCAUUGCCAAAAAAGAAACAAAUAAAGAAAGAAGAAGAGUUAGAUCUUUUCUCUACCCCUGAAAACAAUUGUCAAAUACAGGAAUAUCACGUUGGUAAAGAUUUGGUCUCAUUUGCAGAAACGACCGAUACUUUCAUGAACAAAACACCUCCCUUUAAGGAUCCCGUGACGCUACUUGAAUUGACAGAUAAGGAAAUUAGCAAGAGUACCAGUCAGUUUUGUUCUGUUUUAAGAGAGCAGACCCCUGGCAUCAGUCCUAAGUCUGACACCUUAACAGAUUCUCAGGUAGACAGAGACCUCCACAAAUACUCUUUGCUAGCUCAAGCCAGUGCUACUAAGUUUCCAUCAGAUUCAACUCAAAAAAGUUCAUCCCAGCUACAAAGAAAAGUAAAAGAUGAGAAAAGAUGUCUCAGAGCUAACCAAAAUAAUGGGGAAUCCAGCCAUGGACAGAUUAUUAUUAUUUCAGAUUCUGAUGAUGAUGGUGAUGAUGAAAGAAUUCUAGGUUUUGAGAAACACAUAAAACAGGAUAAAACAUGCACUGAGAAAGACCGCCCAGAGCAGCGCACUCCAGGAGCAAAUACAAAUGUGGAACAGAAGGUAAUAAAGGAAGAAAAUACAGGAUCCCCUUUGCAGUUUGAGGAAUCUGAUUCUCAGUUUUUCGAGUUUGAAAGUCCAUACGAAGUGUUUUCAGUUUGGCAAGAUGGGAAACCAGACAAGAAUUCAGUUCAACAGGACGAAAAAAAUUCAUGCUUGACUUACACAGGUGAUAUCACAAAUGAUUGGGGUUAUGAUACAGAUUAUAUAUAUGAACAGGUCAGUAGAGAGGUAGAGGGCGUUGAACAGGCAGAACCACAGAGCAGCAGUGUUUCUGUUAAGGAAUUUUAUGAAAUUGAUGUAAAAAAACCCAAGCGAAAACGAUAUGAAAAUCCUGUGGCUGAAGAUCCUGUAAGGCCUUCCUCUUCUAUCAGAAAGGAGGGCCAGUCUGAUACGGAGAGAGAUCUGCCUGAAAAUGGUCUUAAAAGUACAGACAAAAGGACUAGAGCGGAUGCAAGUGUUACGAGAGCCACUGAGGUUUCUCUAAAGAAGUCUUCUAAGCCUCGCACUCACUCCAAACCUAUCAGGAGAGUCCCACUUUCUGAAACUCCAAAGAAAACACAUGCAGAGACUAAAAAAGGGCAGAGUAAAAGUUCAAAUUACCUAAGUUGUAGAACCACUCCUGCUGUAGUGCCAGCAAAGAAAUUUCGCAAGUGUCCUGAACCCACUUCAAUAGCGGAGAAGCUUGGUCUGAAAAAGCGUCCUCGUAAGGCAUUCGAGUUGUCACAGCCAUCUUUAGAUAGUUUGGCGCAAUUACGGGACCAUGGCAAAACUGUCGGAGCGGUUGAUACCCAGAGAAAGACCAAGUUAAUUGCUGCUCAGUCUCUGUCUGUCAAAAACAAUAAGAAACUGCUGACAAAUCAAGACCUUCAGUUUCGAAGGCAGGUGAGACCCAAAGCACAACAGAACAGACAAGGACCCUUUGAUCCUGAAAAUGCAGAUGCUGCCAGAGCAGGGCCACAGGCAGCCCAGAAUUCUGGCAUAUUUGUACCAGCAUCAGAUAGGUCAGAUUAUAGUUCCAAAGGAGGAGCCGAGGUCACUGCUAACAGGAGUGGAAAACAGUUAAUAAAAUGUGCAUCUUCUGAACCAGAACCUAUAAAAGCAAAACGUGCUUCGCCGGCACCUGAUGACACUUGUCCUUUGAACCAGGAAAAUCCUAUAGUGUUGAAUGGAAGAAAACCAACAAAUGAAAUAGUUGCCUCUACUUCAGAGGACCCUUUAGGUGGAGGUGACCUAAUAGCAACUUUGAAAUCAGAGGGAGAGCCUGAAUGCAACAGUGACAUAGAGGAAGAUGAUAUAUUUUUAACACAGCGUGAUCCUGAAGAUAUGGACUUAUGUUCACAAAUGGAGGAAGGGAACGCUCAACUCAUUGAAGUAGUUCAUGGAAAAGAUACAGUUCAGGUCGAGGAAGAUUCUAGGAGUCGGCCUCAGUUGGAAUCUCUGAGUAGCGCAAAAUGUAAGUAUAAAGAUUGUGUUGAAACGAUGAAAAACCAGGGUGAAUACUGCUCAAAGCACUCUGAAGCCAAAGCAGCAGAUGAGGAUGUAUUUCGUAAACCCGGCCUGCCUCUUUCUGCAUCUAAACCUUCCAGACCUUCCACUACUAAGAUUUUUAGCUCAAGGACUACUUCACGAAUUGCUAAUCUUUCCAAGUCUUUGGAAAAUGCCUCAGCACUUCCACCAACUCUAAGAAAUAAGUCCAAUGGGGUACAGCCUAUUUCAAAAGUACUGCAGCCAGCCUCUCUGAUGUCUCCGAAGCCAAUGGGUGAGGUGAAGAACUUGAGCAACGUUCCCUAUUCUCAGGCUCCAAGUGCUUCCAACAGGCAAGGUUACAGAGGUGCAUUUGGUGAGAGCAAGUCUUUCCCGGCUUCCUCUGCCGUCAGCAUUCUCCUGUCAUCACAGUCCAUCUCCGACGCCUUCGUUAAAGAGGUCUUGAAGUGGAAGUACGAGAUGUUUGUCAACUUUGAUCAGUGCGGGCCCCCAUCAGGUCUUUGUCAGGCCAUCGCGAGACGUGUGCCUGUCAGGUUCCAAGACUGUGGAGAUUAUUUUAGCGUGUUUUUCCCUUUGAUGAUACUGAAUACUUUUGAAACAGUGGCACAGGAGUGGAUCAGCUCUCCAAAUAAAGAGAAAUUCCAUCAGUUGCAUUUACGAAAAUUUCCUGCUGAUUAUAAAAAAUACUGGGAGUUUGUGGUUUACCUUGAGGAAUGUGAACUUGCUAAACAGCUUCACCCAAAGGAAAAUGAUCUGGUGUUUUUGGUUCCUGAAAGACUGAAUGGAGAGAAGGACGUAGAGAGAAACCGUGCGCACAGCCCCCGUGAAUAUCACUGCGGUUAUGUUCAUAAGUUCCGCCGCACUUCAGUCAUGCGCAGUGGGAAAUCUGAGUGCUCCCUGUCCAUCCAGACUCAAGAUAAGUUACCAGUCAAUUUAAAUGAAUUCGUGAAAUGUGUUGUCAUCAGCUCUCUGGUAACCACGCAAAGGAAGUUGAAAGCCAUGUCUUUGCUGAGCGGUCGGAACCAACUGGCCAGAGCCAUUCUGAAUCCAAACCCCAUGGACUUCUGUACAAAAGAUUUACUGACGACAACAUCUGAGAGAAUUAUUGCCUACUUAAGAGAUUUCAAUGAAGACCAAAAGAAGGCCAUAGAAACUGCGUAUGCCAUGGUGAAACACUCCCCUUCCGUUGCCAAGAUCUGUCUGAUUCAUGGACCACCUGGAACCGGAAAAUCCAAAACCAUCGUUGGCCUCCUGUACCGCCUGCUGACAGAGAACCAGAGGAGGGGGCACUCAGAUGAGAACUCCAAUGCCAAAAUCAAACAAAACCGUGUCCUUGUGUGUGCGCCUUCCAAUGCCGCUGUUGAUGAACUUAUGAAAAAAAUUAUCCUCGAAUUCAAAGAAAAAUGUAAAGACAAGAGGAAUCCUUUGGGAAACUGUGGAGAUAUAAAUUUAGUACGUCUAGGUCCAGAAAAGUCUAUUAAUAACGAGGUCCUAAGAUUCAGUUUGGACAGCCAAGUUAACCACAGAAUGAAAAAAGACUUACCUUCCUAUGUUCAAGAGAUGCAUAGAAGAAAGGAAUUUCUAGAUCAUCAGCUAGAUGAACUUUCCCGCCAGCGUGCUUUAUGCCGAGGGGGAAGGGAAAUGCAGAGGCGAGAAUUAGAUGGAAAAAUCGCCGAAGUUUCAAAAGAAAGGCAAGAACUUGCUUCUAAAAUUAAAGAGGUUCAAGGACGCCCACAGAAAACCCAGAAUACCAUCAUCCUAGAGUCGCACAUCAUCUGCUGCACGCUGAGCACGAGCGGUGGUUUGCUGCUGGAGUCCGCUUUUCGCGGGCAGGGGGGUGUCCCCUUCAGUUGUGUCAUUGUCGAUGAGGUCAGUGAGCCGUCGGCCGUACAGCUCUGCCUAGUGCGAUAAGGAGCCGGGCAGUCUUGCGAAGUGGAAACUCUGACUCCACUCAUCCAUCGUUGCAACAAGCUUGUCCUCGUAGGGGAUCCUAAGCAGCUCCCUCCCACGGUCAUUUCUAUGAAGGCCCAGGACUACGGCUAUGACCAGUCGAUGAUGGCCCGUUUCUACAAACUGCUGGAGGAGAACGUGGAGCACAACGUGAUCGGGCGACUGCCUAUUCUCCAGCUCACCGUUCAGUACAGGAUGCAUCCCGACAUCUGUCUCUUCCCUUCUAACUACAUCUAUAACAGAAACCUGAAAACAAACAGCUUGACGGAGGCCAGCCGCUGUUCGUCAGACUGGCCGUUUCAGCCCUACCUCGUGUUUGACGUCGGGGACGGCUCCGAACGACGGGAUAACGACUCAUAUGUAAAUGUGCAAGAAAUAAAACUGGUAAUGGAAAUAAUUAAACUUAUUAAAGACAAAAGGAGGGAUGUUACUUUCCGAAACAUUGGCAUAAUAACCCAUUACAAGGCUCAGAAGACGCUGAUUCAGAAGGAUUUGGACAAAGAGUUUGAUAGAAAAGGGCCGGCAGAAGUAGACACCGUGGAUGGAUUCCAGGGUCGUCAGAAGGAUUGUGUUAUUGUUACAUGUGUGAGAGCAAAGACCUCACAAGGCUCCAUCGGGUUUCUGGCAAGUUUGCAGAGAUUGAAUGUCACCAUCACACGAGCCAAGUACAGCCUCUUCAUCCUCGGACAUUUGAGGACCCUGAGGGAAAACGAUCAUUGGAAUCAGCUGAUCGAGGAUGCGCAGAAGCGUGGCGCCAUUAUUAAGACUUGCGACAAAAAUUACAGACAUGACGCAACCAAGAUUCUGAAACCCAAGCCCGUACUGCAGAGAAGUCUGACUCACCCUCCCACCAUCGGCCUGGAGGCGUCCCCAGACGGCGAGUUUUCCAGGACGGCUGUUGCUUCUUCCCUGUACCACUCUCCCUCUGACUGCAGAGACGCCACGGUUACUGCCAGUGACCCUGAAAGGCCACCCAUUCAGGACCGGCUUCGGGACCCGCGACUGCUGAGGCGGAUGGGCCUGAGCCCUGAAGCCAAAGGGAGAUGCUCAAGGGAGCCACAGCCCUCGAGCCCCCAGCAGCCUGGGGCAGCGCCCCCCCCGGGAGAGGCGGGCUUCUCUGGAAGUCUCCAGGAUCCCGCCGGUCCUGGGCAGCAGCCCACCGCCAAAGGAGCGGCUCCGAACCUCCACAGACCUCAGGCGCAGGGCGAGCCUGCAGCCGCUGGUGCGGACGCUUCCACGAGCAAAAGAAAAUGUGACCCGGAGGAGGGCUCGCUCAGCCACAGAAGAGAGACCAGGGCUUUCAGCGAAGGGGGUCCGGAGAGGCGAGGCUCUGUGCGCCACCACGCGGGGAGGGACCUGGGCUCGGACGAGUGGGGGCCGCAGAAGGAGGACGGUGGCUGGAAGAAGAGAAGGCUUUCAUAGUGAAGCCGGACGACAGGCUGUCACCCACAGGCAUCACCGCAGCCCUGAGACACCAGCUCCCAGGGCGGCCCAGAUGAGAUGACUUUGCUCCUUGAAGGAGUUUGGGCACUGUUGGGAAACAGCCUGUGUACCUGACCCCUGAGCCCCCUGAGCCCCCCGGUCCCGCCGCACCAUUGUCAGCAGCAGAAGCUCUCCGAGGGCACGCGCCCAUCAGUGCCAAUGUCCUUGAGGCCAGAGACUUGAAGUGUUGCUCUCUUGCUCCUCUGAGAAGAGGAGGUCGGACUGGAGCAGACGUUGUAAAGGUUGGAAUGUAUAUUUGUAUAGCAAAUAACAAAAUCCUUUUAAAAUUUAAUCUGGUAGACAGCUUUUCUUUCCCCGGCUUAAAAUGUUAAUCAUUUUCAACAGAACAAACCUUGUAUUUAAAAAAACAGAAAGAGGUGGAGGGCAGGUUCUUUCAACCAUUGUUACGGCAAAACACACCUCUGACAGCCCAGGUGGUUUGGGAUAAGCUGAGUUUGUGCUGGUGGGUCAAGUGUCUCCAGUUCUGUUUUAAAACAGCAACUGGCAUCUCCUGGGGGAAGCUCUGGGGUGCAGAGUUACCAUGUUAGGUGAAGUCCCACUGGUGUGCAUCUUUAGAAGAGACGCCUUGGCAGUGGGACACGACGCUUCUGUGACAAGUUCAUCUCCCUAAGGUGGCACAUGGUUCUCUAGCUCAAGUUCCUCUUCUUCCCUGAAAUUGAAGCAUAUGCUAAACGACAGACUUAUUCUUGAAACAUCAUUCAGAUGCCCGCAGCCUAUCGAGAGUUUCCUGCACCUGGUGGGUUACAAAUCCAGUGGUUGCCAGGUGACAGACUAGUGCCAGGGUGGCCGUGUGAGGCUCGCCCGGGUUGCCUGUGGAAGCAUGCAGGUUGCGGGGAGAGUCCCGCUCAUUAGCUGCGGGUGGAGCCUCGAAAGCUGGAUGUUAAACCUUCCUGAGGGAUUCCGGUCACUGGGCAGUGUGGGAGCCAGAAGGGCAGACCAGAGACAGUAUUUUAGGCAGGGAGGAGCCAUCCUUUUCAAAGGGAAGCGUGGAAGGGGAGUGCACAUACUCGGGAGGUCACAGCUAGGAAGAGGGUUGUCACCUGCUUUUUGAACAGAAGGGCUUUGUGUUAGAAAUUCUGCUGAAGCAGGGUAUUAAGAUCUUUAAAAAAGCAUUUGGUUGCCAGAGGUUUCAGCUUUGUACUUCAUGACCCUUGUCUUGCCUGUGGGGUCCGGACACCUGCUGAUCAGAGUGAACAUCCCUGUGGCUCAGGGACCACCGCUCUGUCCCCAGUCAGCCCUGCUCCCUGUUCAAAAGCAUAGAGCUCAUCCCCAGCCUUUGGGGGUCGGGGUGGAAUGAGCCCCCCCACCGCCGGCAGGAAGUGGGCUUCGUAUACUUGCUGCCAGGCCUUUGGCAAGAAGUGUUUUUUGUUUGUUUGUUUGGCUGCUCCCAUGGUAUAUGGAAGCUCCUGGAUCAGGGAUCAAAGCCAUAGCACAGCAGCAACGUGAGCUGCUUCAGUGACAAUGCCAGAUCCUUAACCUGCUGAGCCACCAGGGAACUCCAUGAGAAAUCUUUAUCAUUAUUUGAAGUUUAUUUUCCUGCUAUCUUGGGAAAAUGCUGGAUGUAGCAGAUACUUGUGGUGACAACUUAGAGUCAAAAACCGUAAGCUCGUACAAGUGGCGUGGUUAGAUACUCACCCCACUCGGCUCAUGCAACACAUGAAUUAGGGAAUUGCUCUCCACCAGGCGUGGUUGGCUGCCACACCCCAGAGGUGUUACUUCCAGUGUGACGCCUGUUCUCAGGGUUCACCCCUCACGAGUCGGAUUAUGGGAGAAUUAGGAGAAGUGAAUACUCCCCUCUCAGGGGGAAGCCUGUGUCCUGACAGCUUCUCCCAGCAGAAACGCUCACACCCCUCAUUGCAUUGGAGACGAGUUGUUGUUCCAGUUGGUGGAUGUGUUUGCGUCAAACAUUUCAUACGUACAGUCCGGCCUUUCUUGAUGUGGCUGUCAUAGCCGUGUUGAUCGGGGGUUAAACUGAUCACAGAUGGAAAACCUGGCAGUUGGUUUCGUCCUUGCCGUGGUGUUCUAAGAAGGUGUGCUGUCUUCUUUCAGUCUUGGUUCUCUCAACAUGAGUAUGUUCUACCUAAAACCUUUUGCUUCUUUGUACCUGCUUUGCCUUGGAUUCAUUGUGCACGGUUUAUUUGGUUCUGUGUUUUCAUGUGUUAGCAGGAGCAGCUUAGAUAAGUACACGUGAUAACUGCCUGUAAAUGAGUUUUAUAACAGAAUUGUACUAAACUAUUUUCUAAAGUUA
This is a messenger RNA of Sus scrofa (pig), 11765 nucleotides long. The record is from RefSeq and is a predicted model, not a curated record. Lineage: Eukaryota; Metazoa; Chordata; Mammalia; Artiodactyla; Suidae.